This is a messenger RNA of Rhagoletis pomonella (apple maggot), 993 nucleotides long. Its product is annotated as attacin-B-like. Gene Ontology annotation, cellular component: extracellular region. Bases 87 to 806 code for a protein of 239 amino acids. NCBI's taxonomy places the organism in Eukaryota, Metazoa, Arthropoda, Insecta, Diptera, Tephritidae. The record is from RefSeq and is a predicted model, not a curated record. Gene Ontology annotation, biological process: defense response to bacterium. The transcript is spliced from 2 exons.
AUCAGUCAACUUGAAACUCUUCCAACAAGCAAACAUUAAAUUUGCACAAAUAUUUUAAUUUUUGGCGGGUACUAAAUCGAACAAUUAUGAAAUUUUUCGUUUUUGCAUUUGUUGCUGCAAUUGCAGUCAUUAGCGUUGUUCAAGCAUAUCCACAGCAGGCACACUUUCAACAUUUGGUCUACUAUCCACCACCAACACCACCGCCACGUCCCAUCUUAGUGCGUGUGGCACGUGAAGUGGGUGUUGGCGGCUCGUUGGCCAGCAAUCCACGCGGUGGCGCUGAUGCCCGCCUAGAUGUGGCAAAUGCUAUAGGCAAUCCAAAUCAUAACUUAAUUGCCAGCGCCUUUGCUGCAGGCAACACUGAUCGUGGUCCAGUGACUACUGGCGGUGCGUUGGCUUACAAUAACAACGGUUUGGGCGCUGCCAUAUCGAAGACUCACACUCCUGGCGUGCGUGAUACUCUCACACAGAGCUUGAACGCUAAUCUCUUUAACGAUGGUACUCACAGCUUGGAUGCAAAUGCUUUCAAAUCGCAGAAUACCCUGGCCAAUGGUUUCAAGUUCGAUCGCAAUGGUGCUGGUUUGGAGUACUCACACAUCAAUGGACAUGGCGGCAGUUUGACUAAGAGCAACAUUCCCAACUUCGGCAGCCAAUUGGAAUUGGGUGGUAAAGCAAAUCUCUGGUCAUCACCGGAUCGUAAUACACGUGUCGAUUUGACGGGUGGCGCUUCGAAAUGGACCAGUGGCCCACUGAGUGGACAGCGUGACUAUUUUGGUGGUGUGGGUCUUACUCACAUGUUUGGUUAAGAGAGUGUAGGAUGAGGCUUAAGCCUGGUUAAAUGUUCCUGAUGGGGUGCUGCAAUUAGAGAGUUGAUGGCAUAGAAAUUCCUUACUUAAAAAAAUAUUAUUUAUUGCUUAAUAUUUAUUAUGUAUUUGUUGCGUAAUUUGUAUUUGUAAAGUCUUGAUACUGGUAAUAAAUUAGAUGGUGUAACAC